Molecule: messenger RNA, 6848 nt
Organism: Lasiosphaeria miniovina
Lineage: Eukaryota; Fungi; Ascomycota; Sordariomycetes; Sordariales; Lasiosphaeriaceae
Product: CCR4-Not complex component, Not1-domain-containing protein
Exons: 4
Coding region: 100-6672 (2190 amino acids)
Biological process (GO): negative regulation of translation; nuclear-transcribed mRNA catabolic process, deadenylation-dependent decay
Cellular component (GO): P-body; CCR4-NOT core complex
Molecular function (GO): molecular adaptor activity
Source: RefSeq, a predicted model, not a curated record
CGCGCCUCACGACGAUCUAGAGAGGAAGGGAAGUGGCUCUGUCUCGUAGGGGAUAGCAGCGUCAGCUUUCCUCGCCCUCCUCCCACCACCUGGUAAUCCAUGGUCUCUCAACCCAGAUCGGGUUCUUUCUCGCCAAACCCAGCCGCCCACCCCAUACACACCGGCCUCGCCCACUCGCCGCACCCCUCCCACCACGGUGCGCUGAGCGCGGCUGCCAGCCCCAGUACCAGCAGCCCCACUGGGUCGAGCUCCCUCACCAAGAUUGCUGUCGCCCAGGUCUACUUGCUCCUCAGCACCAUCAAGGAGGACAAGGACGACCCUCACAAGUGGGACGUACAAGCCGAAUCCCUCAGAAAGCUUAUCGAUGAACACGGCAUGGAUGUGUUUUCAAGAUACUUUACGCGACUGGUGGUCGCAAAUGCCUCGCAGAUAUUCCCGAGCCCUAACAGGCCGGUAGCAAAUCCCGGCAACUACCACCUGCUCAUCGCCGAGAUGCGGAAGCUGCUCCUGGAGUUCUCCCAGUCCCGAAUGGUAGCUGAGUCGAUCGAGACUGGUACAGAAGACAUCUUCCGCGAUUUUGACCUGUCUACUUUCAUGGAGCAUUUCAAGCUGGAUGCCCUCGAGAAGACGGUGCUGGCACUUGCCUUCAAGCUUGGGCCAAGGUCGGAACUCAAGACAAAAGCCGAUGCUAUCUUGUCAACCAACUUCUCCUCCUUUCUGAACCUACUCAGCCAACCUGCUGGGGAUCAUUCCGAUCUUCCAAACGACUUCAUCGCUGAGCUGCUCGACCGCUUUAUCCAGGCCCAUCCUCCGAACUUUAAUGCCGUCGCAAAACGGGAGCUGGAGCACAGAGUUCAGAGCCGAUAUUCGCAGUCGCAAGGAGGCAAACCGCCCCCCUCGGAAGUGCUAGCAGCUCUCGACCUGGUGCGCCUGCUUGCAGACAAGCCACCCAAUGCUCUAGCGCUUUACAUGCACCGGAGCGGCCCCGAAUUUACUGCCAACGAAGAGACGUGCUUGGCUUACCUUCAGAACAGGCCAGCCCCCAUCCAGUUGAACGAGGAACAAGUCUCGAUUGCGUUGAUGUACGCAACCAUCAGCCAGACUCCACGGCAUAACCCCUCUGCGCUCGUUGCAGCUUUGAUGCGUAUACUUCCCAGUGGCUUCAGGUGGCAAGACGUGGUUUCCUAUUUCGAUCACGGCGGGGCCCGCAUCACUUCGGCACAGUUCUUGCGGCUGUACAACGCCCUCUUACAAGUGGCGCGGGCCGACAGCGAGCAUUUGAACAUCCAGCGCUUGUGGGGUGGAGAGUGGGAGAACCCCGAAACCCAACUCUCGUUCAUCUGCGCGUUCGCAUCCCUAAAACCAGAGCAGCUGGACGCGACUACGAUCCCUGGUCUAAAGCCCACCUUCACAGUCGCCGAGUAUGCGCAGUCGCACGCCUCGAUCCAAGAGAAGGCCGCCCACGCCGUCAAGCAUCCCUUGGUUUCGGAAGCAGCUCUCUCGGCCGUAUUUAACGUGGCCCUUCACUCGUCGCAUGCCUCCACGAGUAUCGAAGCCGAGCGCCUCUUCCAAGAUGUCGUAGUACCGAAUCUCCCCAUCUUUGUCGUCUCGGCUUUUGGAGUCCCGAAACCCUGGCCCGAGAUGGCAGAAGAGACGCUCUCGACCCUCUUUGAUGGGUUUCUCGCCCGAUCAGAGGAUUCCGACUUUGUCAUGGAUAGUCUGUGGAGGAGGGAUAAAGAGUGGGUGAAACAGCGUUUGAUCGAUGCGCACGCCCUGAAGCCCAUCACUCUGCCGCUUAUAUUUGACCACGCGAUGCGGCAAAACUGGCUCGACGAGCUUGUCUAUCUUCCUAACGGGUUCGGUCUCGAUCUUGCCGCCCUUGCACAUGCUGAAGGCUAUCUCGACCUCCAGCAGUGGGCACGGCGAAAUGCCGAACGCGGCACGGAAAUUGCCAGGGCACUGCUCCGUUUCCUCGUGAUCAAGGGCACUCAAGAGAUGGAAUUCCAGCGGCCUCCGGAGGGUCAAUCACCUGUCAAGACCAGCACAACCCUGCACGUCACAACUGUUUUGGCGCUCCUUCAGAUUUUGGAAGAAUUUCUACCCAAGACGCCAGUUCCAGAGUUGAUCAUGGUCCAACGGCAAUGCAUUACUUCAUAUCCAAGGCUGAUCAAUUAUGGAGAAGGCUUUGACGACAUUAUUCUUGCGAAUGCACGGAAUGGCAACGCGCUGCCUCCGGCUGCCAAUGCCAAAAUGGAGGAGCACUACAAGAAGAUGUACGGCGACGAGAUGCAAGUCCGAAAUGUGGUUGAAGUACUGGAGCAGUACAAGCACUCACGGGAUCCGCUGGAGCAAGAUGUUUUUGCUUGCAUGAUUCAUGGUUUGUUCGAGGAGUACGUCCACUAUGUCGAUUACCCUCUCGAGGCUUUGGCCACCACCGCUGUGCUCUUUGGUGGCAUCAUCUCGCACAAACUAGUAUCGGAUCUGCCCCUGCAGAUUGGGCUGGGCAUGAUUCUUGAGGCGGUCCGGGACCACAACCCAGAGGAGUCGAUGUACAAGUUUGGGUUGCAGGCUCUUAUUCAGCUCUUUGGUCGCCUGCGCGAGUGGCCGGGGUUUUGCAAACAGCUCCUCCAGAUACCCGGCCUCCAAGGAACCGAGGCUUGGAAGACUGCAGAGGAGGUGGUUCGAGAGCAUGAGGAGUCGCUACUACGCUCACGUAAUGGAGGCAACGGCACACAUUCGGUUUUGAUCAGCAACGACAAGCUAUCCAACGGCAACUUGGACGAGGCUCUUGCGCUAGAGCAACACCCGCCUCCCUUUGCCUCGAUCAACGUCGACCCGCCACCUCCAGGUGUCAUGUUCGAAAACCCCAGCAGCGAUGCACAGGGGAAAAUCCAGUUCGUUCUGAACAAUCUCACGGAUACCACGCUGCAGUCGAUGUUUAAGGAGCUCCGCGAGAUGCUGGAGUCCAAGCACCAGCAGUGGUUCGCCAGUCACCUAGUCGAAGAACGGGCCAAGAUGCAACCCAACUACCACCACGUAUACCUCGACCUUGUCAAGCAGUUUGAGGACCGGGCCUUAUGGGGCAAGGUACUGAGAGAGACAUACGUCAGCGUCUCGCGAAUGCUGAACUCGGAACUGACCCUACAAAACACAACCGAGAGGACCCACCUCAAGAACCUCGGCGGCUGGUUGGGACUUCUGACCCUAGCCAGGGACAAACCUAUCAAGCAGAAGAAUGUCGCCUUCAAGCAGCUGUUGAUCGAAGCCCAUGACACCAAACGCCUUAUUGUGGUCAUCCCAUUUGUCUGCAAGGUUUUGAUCCAGGGAGCUUCGUCCAAUAUCUUUAGGCCUCCAAACCCAUGGCUAAUGGAGAUCAUUCAUCUCUUGAUUGAACUCUACCACAAUGCCGAGCUAAAGCUGAAUCUUAAAUUUGAGAUUGAAGUUCUCUGCAAGGGCCUCAGUCUCGAUCAUAAGAACAUCGAGCCUUCUGGGGAAAUCCUCAACAGGGUUCCUAUCGAGGAAGUCGCGGAUAGCAUCGGGCAGGAAUCACUUGACGCGUUCGAGAACCUGCCCUUGAAUAGAAUGCCUAGCGCCGCAAACACUCUUAUUACCCACACACUCCCAUCGAUCCCCGACCUCGGCCCCGGCCUGACUGUUCCGGCAACAGAGGUCGUCAGCCCAGUCAAGCUACGCGAGAUCAUCCUCGGUUCGCUCACAGCAGCCCUGGAGGACAUUAUACAGCCUGUUGUAGAUCGGUCGGUCACAAUCGCUGCCAUUUCAACUCAGCAGAUGAUUCAUAAGGAUUUUGCUACGGAGCCCGACGAGAACCGCGUUCGAAAUGCGGCGAUCAACAUGGUGAAGUCGACCGCCGGCAACUUGGCACUCGUCACUUCCAAGGAACCGCUCAGGGCCAACUUCACCAACCAUCUGCGGAACUUUUCGAGCGACCUGCCACAGGGAUUGCCCGAAGGCAUUAUCAUGCUUUGCGUUAAUUCCAAUCUUGAUCUAGCUUCGGACGUAAUUGAGAAAUCUGCCCAGGAGCGCGCCGUGCCCGAAAUUGAGGAGAUGAUUGAAAACGAGAUGGAGGCCAGGCGCCGCCACCGGCUUCAGCGACCCAAUGAUCCAUUUAUCGACCCAACCCUGAGUCGUUGGGCCAUGACCAUACCUCACCCAUUCAAGCUGAAUCCGAACAUCAACGGCCUGAAUGCCGAGCAGAUGGCCAUCUAUGACGAUUUUGCCCGGCAACCGAGGGUGACAGCCGCUCCGGCUUUAAUCUCGCACAUCCCGUCAAGUUCGGAUGUGAGAUCUCUUGCAAACGAGGUCCUUGGGGACCAGUAUAACUCCGUCUCCAGCCUCCCGACCCCCGCCGAGACGCCCGCGAUGCCCCAUUUGAGCGUACAGCUUCAGCACUACCCCCAAGCCAAUAGCGGAGCCGCGGCAAAUGGACGGCAGACCAGCCUGAACCAGGUAGACGCUAGGAAUGUCGUCGAGAGAGUCGCUAAGCUCCUCGAACAGCUCGCCGCUGCGGCCACAGGUUGCCAAGAAGAACACUUCGCCGAUCUUCCUCGGUCGCAUGCUGUGUUGGAUAUCAUAGAUGCUUUGGUUCAGCUCAUCAUCAAAACCCAGCAGACAUCUGAGGAUUUUGCCUCGUAUGCCGCAACCCAGAUUUCUCAGCUGCUAUUUCGACAGCCCGAAGACAGUCUCUCGCUGGAGUGUCUUGUCCAUGUUCUAGAGACGCUCAGGAAAAUCGCCGGACCUGCGACGAGCCAGCAGAUUCGCACCGUGUUUCACCAGCAUCCAGGACAACUAUUCCUCAAUCUGCCCCUGAUUGCCGCGCUCCUCGGAACCGACCUGCUUGACUGGAGAAGCAUCGAUGCUGCGAUGGCUAAGGCUCUCCAGCAACGGAAAGAUGGGUCUGUCGAGUUUCUGGAGCAGCUGAUGGAUAUCACUCUGCUGAGCGAGAGCCCGCUUGCACUCUACGCCGACUUUGUGCAGAGCCUGGAGGCGGCUUGGGAUUGGAUCACAGAGGAGCCGGAUGUCCCUGCUGGUCAACGCUUCAAGGCGAAAAUCCUCGCGCCCCCACCCGACCUGCCCGCACACUUGACCCAAGAGGAAGUCACGGCAAUCCAACAGGAUCAGAUGGACUACGUCUUUGACGAAUGGGUCCAGCUAUGCAACAACCCGCAGGCUUCGGGCCAGGCUGCCAAGAUUUUUGUGCAACAGUUGGGCUCCCGGCGCGUGGUGAACAGCAAGGACGACUUGUUCAUCUUCGCCCGCCAAGCACUCGACAAGUCGGUUGACCGCUAUGAGCAGGUUGUCCAUUCGGGCGGGAGCUUUACCGAAGGCUAUCAGUCAGUCGAUGCUCUAGUUAAGAUGCUUGUCAUCUUUCUGAAGUCCCUGCCUGAUGGCACCGAUGGGCGCUCGUCGCGUGCUGCUUUUGUCGACUCCACUCUUGCGCUCGGAAUUCUGGUCCUGAAUAGCCAUCACGUCAAGCGAGGAGAACUCUUCAACCAGCGGGUCUUUUUCAGAUUCUUCUCAAUCCUGCUUCAUGAGGUUGGCGCCAUUUUAGACCAGGUUCCUGACGUUGAUCACGACCGUAUCUUCUUAAAGUUUGCGGCGCGCCUCAGUGACCUCAGGCCAAGCCUUUACCCGGGCUUCGUCUUUGGAUGGACGGCCCUCCUAUCCCAUCGGGUUUUCUUGCCUGAAAUUCUGCAGUUGCCUCAAGAUGCCGGCUGGGCGCCGUUUACAAAGCUUCUCGCGCAGCUCCUCUCGUAUCUAGGCGAUAUGCUCAAGCCCCUUGAAGUGUCGGCUCUAGCUAAGGAUAUCUACCAAGCCGCCCUCAAGCUGCUUGUAAUCUUGCAGCAUGACUUUCCCGAGUACCUGGCUGCGAACCAUCUUGAGCUUUGCCAGAGCCUUCCGCCGCAUGCCACUCAGCUCAUCAACAUGAUCCUCGUCGCGAGCCCAGCGUCGGCCGCCAAGUCGGCCGACCCUUUUCAGCCCGGCCUCAAGGUUGAUAGAAUCCCCAAUGUGAGGGAAGCGCCUCUCAACUCUUACGACUUUGUUGGACUCCUUCGCCAGAUUGGGCUGUAUGACAUUCUGGAACAGACGCUGCAGAACGGCCCGGCCGAGGAUGCUAUUGCUCAAAUAAGUCAUGCGAUCAACAGGACUGAGGGCGAUGAUUCAACCUUUGGCUAUGUCCCGAUCAACGUCAAUCGCCAUGUUAUUGACGCAGUUGUUGCCUAUAUUGGCGCCUCUGCCGUUAACCGUGCGACGUCCAAGAGCGACCCCACUGUCUUCGUUCCGGGCGCCUCAGAGAUCAGAACCUUGUACAUGCUUGUGACGGAGCUCUCGCCUGAAGCGAGAUAUUACCUCAUCAGCAGCAUGGUGAACGAGCUACGGUUUCCGAACGCGUCUACCCACUACUUCAGCCAGGCCAUUCUGGACAUCUUCGGGCACGACAUGUCGGACCCCGAGGAGACCGAUAUCCGGCAGCAGAUUGUUCGGGUUCUCCUCGAGAGGCUCGUUGGGUUCUGGCCCCAGCCAUGGGGACUCAUGAUUACUGUGCUCGAACUGAUCAAGAACGACAAAUAUAUCUUCUUUGACCUGCCGUUCAUCAAGGCAGCCCCCGAUGUCGCAGAACACUUCGCGGCUGUCUUGACCUCUAGUGUCUAAGUGGUGCACCAGAGAGUGUAUCACGACCAGGUCGUUGAUCAAAAACAAGCUAGAGCUCCGUCCAGGGCACCGCCUCCGCUGUUUGCAGACGGAUCUAGACACCUUUAUUUUUCUGCGUCAAACCAUUCGCAACCUCGCAAAACUCACACAGUUCCUUGUAUGGCUGUAGCAUUCGG